Molecule: messenger RNA, 781 nt
Organism: Vitrella brassicaformis
Lineage: Eukaryota; Vitrellaceae
Source: the annotation of a GenBank genome assembly
GAAGGAAGGCAGGCACAUGCACCAGGAGGAGAUGAUCUAUAGAUGCUGGGUGGGGCAAUGCUGCCGGCGGCGAGCAGCAUCCCAGCAGGACACGCCUUCAUCACCGAGGCGAGGUGGCGUGAAGAAGCGUCAGAUCAUCGAUGACCUUCCCAAUGCAUCUACCCUUCUUCCUCUCCUACCUUCACCAAGCUGGCUGGCCACGCAGCAAAAAGGCACACAGGUGGGUAGAUGGGCAGAUAGAUGCUCGGGCACAAACACAUACAAAGACGACUACUGAGAGGCUCUGUUGCUUUGCAGAUUCAUGCCUCACUUCUCCUUCUCAUGAAGGACCGAUCACAUCUACGACGGAUCAUCACUUCGUCCAUGACGGUGGGUCGGAUUACACGCAACACAAUAUGAAUGAAUCGGGGGCAUUCCUGCCUUCAUCUGGCUGUUUGUCUGGUGGUUCUGACUGGUCAGACACCUCACUCGACGCGGCUGACGCGGCAUCGUCAUCGGCAGAAGCAGACACGUCAGAGUAUAAGCUGCUUCGGCGGUUGUUGGCACGGCGGCUGUGAAUACGGCGGCUGGAGCGACGCACUCCCUGCCUCGACCCGUCGGCAGACAUGCCUCUGACGAAACGCUCGACCUCCUCGUACGUCGGUCGUCUGCCCAAGGCGGUCCUGGCUGUUUCUAUGUAGGUCGAGACUGCUCUGUGACAGUCACCGGUAAGGCCGGUCGUGAGAGCAUUCAACUUUUCCCGGUCAGUCAGGCCACUGAGCUGGCUCAUCGUUCGGUUCAG